CUUUCUCUUUCCCUCCCUUUUCCCCUUCUUCCUCCUUCUAUAAAUACAGCUCCCAAACCUCCCUCACAAGGAACAAACACUCUCCCCACCAAAAAAAAAAAAAAAAACUCCAUUUCUAAACCCAAAACAAAAUGAAAGAGUACUGGACUUCCCUCGCUUCCUUGCUCGGCGUCCUCGCCUUCUGCCAGAGCAUCGUCAGCUCCAUCUUCCCGCCGGAGCUCCGUUACGCCAUCCUCAAGCUUACCGGCCGCCUCUUCAGCCUCUUCUCCUCCUACGUCUACUUCGACAUCACCGAGAUCGACGGCGUCAACACCAACGAGCUCUACAACGCCGUCCAGCUCUACCUCUCCUCCUCCGUCUCCAUCUCAGGCACCCGCCUCUCCUUAACCCGCGCCGUCAACUCCUCCGCCGUCACCUUCGGCCUCGCCAACAACGACUCCAUCGCCGACUCCUUCAACGGCGCCGCCGUCCUCUGGGAGCACGUCGUCACCCAGCGCCACUCCCAGACCUUCUCCUGGCGCCCCUUGCCCGACGAGAAGCGCGGAUUCACCCUCCGCAUCCGGAAGAACGACAAAUCCCUAAUCCUCGACUCCUACCUCGAUUACAUUAUGGAGCGGGCGGCGGAGAUUCGCCGCAAGAAUCAGGAUCGAUUGCUGUACACGAAUUCUCGCGGCGGAUCUCUGGACGCGAGGGGACAUCCGUGGGAGUCGGUCCCGUUCAAGCAUCCGAGCACAUUCGAGACCCUGGCCAUGGAUCCGGCGAAGAAGCUCGAAAUUAUGCGAGAUCUGAGGGAUUUCGCGGAAGGGCAGGAGUUUUACCAGCGGACGGGGAGAGCCUGGAAGCGAGGCUACCUCCUGUACGGUCCCCCGGGGACGGGGAAGUCGAGCAUGAUCGCCGCCAUGGCCAAUUUCUUAGGUUACGACAUUUACGACCUCGAAUUGACGGAGGUCCACAACAAUUCCGAGCUCAGGAAGCUGCUGAUGAAGACGAGCUCCAAGUCGAUUAUCGUGAUUGAAGACAUCGACUGCUCGAUUAACCUCGGGAAUCGGAAGAAGAGCUGCUCAAACGGCGGAAACAGAGGCGGCUCGUCGAGUUUCUACGAGGCGGCGGCGGCGGCGGAGAUGAGAGGAGGAGGAGGCGGCGGCUCCGACGAGUCAGGGAAUUCGAUUACGCUCUCCGGAUUGCUGAAUUUCACCGACGGAUUGUGGUCGUGCUGCGGCAGCGAGCGGAUUUUCGUGUUCACGACGAAUCAUGUGGAGAAGCUGGAUCCGGCUCUGUUGCGGAGCGGGAGGAUGGAUAUGCACAUUUUCAUGAGCUACUGUUCGUUCCCGGCAUUGAAGAUUCUCCUGAAGAAUUAUCUCGGCGUCGAAGAACCAAACGCCGCCGGCGUUUGGAACGAGAUCGAGGCGGUGAUUGAUAAGGCGGAGAUGACCCCGGCGGACGUGAGCGAGGUGUUGAUUAAGAAUCGGAGGGAUAAGGACAAGGCAGUGGCGGAGUUGCUGGAGAUUCUCAAGGUGAGAGCGGCGACUCGCGGCGGUAUCGGCAGGCGUUACGAGGCGGUGGAGGAGGAGCAGGAGAAGAGAGCGGUGGAGGAGAGCAAGGAAGGAGAAGCAGCAGAUGAGUUCAGUGGUGAACAGAGUGAGGAGGAAGAAGAAGAUGACAAGAAGAAGAUCAAAUGAGGACAUAGUGGAAUUAUUUUGUCCUCGUUUGUCAGGAAAAAAGUUGCAGGGGGCGAAUUGAGAAGUGAGGAAAAAGUCCAUUAGAGAGGUAAGUGAAAGAGAGGAGAGGUGUAGUGACAAGUGAGGGAAUUGGGGGACGGGAAGCGAAUAUUUUUAAUUGGAUGUUUUUUUUUGGGUUCCCGAAAAAACAUUAUAUUAAUGGAAUUGUAUAAUCUAAAGUAUAUUUCUAAACUAAUGUGUCAUUGGACAAAGAAGGAUAAGCUCACUUGGCAUUUUGGGUACUAAUCCCCAUGUGAUAGUUGUUUAAAUUUCGCAUCUUGAGAUUAGAUUAGAAGAAUGUUUAACCAUAGGUUAAUCUUCUUGUUAUAUUAUUUAUAAGAAAAACUUUCAAGACAU
Messenger RNA from Linum trigynum, 2075 nucleotides. NCBI's taxonomy places the organism in Eukaryota, Viridiplantae, Streptophyta, Magnoliopsida, Malpighiales, Linaceae. The record is from the annotation of a GenBank genome assembly.